Molecule: messenger RNA, 1592 nt
Organism: Acipenser ruthenus (sterlet)
Lineage: Eukaryota; Metazoa; Chordata; Actinopteri; Acipenseriformes; Acipenseridae
Gene: mpst
Product: mercaptopyruvate sulfurtransferase
Exons: 2
Coding region: 52-939 (295 amino acids)
Biological process (GO): transsulfuration
Cellular component (GO): mitochondrion
Molecular function (GO): thiosulfate-cyanide sulfurtransferase activity
Source: RefSeq, a predicted model, not a curated record
CACACCCCCCUGGUGACGUCACCCAGGCGCCAGUCAACGCUGCAGCUCAGCAUGGCAGCGCAGAUCCGUGCACUGGUUUCGGUCAAAUGGCUGGCGGACGCGGUCAAAAACAAGCGGGUUGGACCGAACCUGCGGGUUCUGGACACGUCCUGGUACCUCCCGAAGCUGAAACGGCAACCCAAGAAGGAAUUUCGGGAGAGGCACAUUCCGGGGGCGUCGUUUUUCGACAUAGACAAGUGCUCCGAUAACACGUCCCCCUUCGAUCACAUGAUGCCCGGCGAGUGCGAAUUCGGGGAGUUCGUGGGCAACUUGGGCAUCGGAACCGGAACCCACGUCGUGGUUUACGACGCCAGCGAGUUCGGGAGCUUCUCCGCCCCCCGGGUCUGGUGGAUGUUCCGGGCGUUCGGGCACGGUUCGGUCUCGGUGCUGGACGGCGGGUUGAAGGCUUGGGUCCGGGAAGGUUACCAGCUGACCGGGGAGUACACCAAACCCGAACCGGUCGAGUUCAGGGCGAAACUGGACCGGUCCCGGGUGAAAAGUUACCAGGACGUGCUGGAGAAUUUAGAGAGCAAACGGUUUCAGCUCGUGGACGCGAGAUCCGUGGGUCGAUUCAGAGGAAUCGAACCCGAACCGCGUGACAAUACAGAACCGGGUCACAUCCCUGGUUCUGUCAGCAUGCCAUUCCCGGGCUUUCUGUCCCAGUCCGGAGAGGAGAAAGAUCCGGAUCAGCUCCGGGAGAUGUUCCGGAAGGCUGGCGUCGACCUGUCGCGACCCCUCUGCGCGACCUGCGGGUCAGGGGUCACGGCGUGUCACGUGGCCCUGGCUGCCUUCCUGUGCGGACAGGAAGAGGUGGCGAUCUACGACGGGGCGUGGUCAGAGUGGUAUACCAGAGCCACGCCCGAACAUGUGAUCUCUGAGGGGCGGGGCAAGCAUCUGUGAACCGGACCGUCAACCAGGCCCGCAGCGGGGAGGCGAAUCACAGACUCCCGUCGCACAGCAGUGUGAUCCAGUCCAGGUUUUACUGCUACCAGCUUGAUCAGCCCCCAGUGUGUCUAGCUAACAAGCUCAGGUGUGUCUUAUUAUUAAACUCCUCGUGAAACCAGGACUGGAUCACACUGCUGUGCAGCGGGAGUCUGAUUCCCAGCCCUGUAGAUAGACUUUGGUUGAAGGAGGUUUGUAGCUGAUUAUAUAGUGAAGAGAGCUACAGGAUAUUGCUGGGAACUGUGGGAUAUUUAGACAGAGAGAUCAGGGAUGGGAAUCAGACUCCUAUCGCACAGCAGUGUGAUCCAGUCCAGGUUUUACUGCUACCAGCUUGAUCAGCCCCCAGUGUGUCUAGCUAACAAGCUCAGGUGUGUCUUAUUAUUAAACUCCUAGUGAAACCAGGACUGGAUCACACUGCUGUGCAGCAGGAGUCUGAUUCCCAGCCCUGAAUCUAUAACACCAGAGAUGGCAUGGAUUCCAGCAUAGAAUUUUUUUGAAAAUGACGGGGUUAGAUUCAAAAUUAUAUUUUGUUAAAAUGAUUAUUUGGGGGAAUAGAGGGAAGUCAAAAGUAAUAUUGUAAACAUAAUAAAAAAUACAUGAUUUUUAUUGUU